Messenger RNA from Phymastichus coffea, 1939 nucleotides. RefSeq names its product LHFPL tetraspan subfamily member 6 protein-like. The record is from RefSeq and is a predicted model, not a curated record. Gene Ontology annotation, cellular component: membrane. The coding region runs from base 673 to 1284 and encodes 203 amino acids. The transcript is spliced from 5 exons. Lineage: Eukaryota; Metazoa; Arthropoda; Insecta; Hymenoptera; Eulophidae.
GCUUGCAUACUCACCGACACUCAAACUAUGCGCUCAGUUAUGAGGCUUGAUAAUGCGUGACGCGAGUGGAUUCAUGUUUUUCCAUGUGUGACACGAGAACCGAGGAUUCUGCGAACUUAUAAAUUAGAAAGAUAGAAGCUUCACAUUAUAAAUUAUACAUUUUUAAUUUUAUUUAUGCUUGAAAAUGCCAAUAGUUUAAAAGAUAACAAAAUAAAAGAAAUUGACAUAAUUUCAAAGUUAGUUGCUUAUCUUCGCAGAAUAAAUAGUUUACAAGAAUUUGUGCGCAAAAUUUUAGAGCUCGCAAGUUUUUCUAAUAAUUUGAGACCUCCACAUAAAUUUGUUAUUUUGAAGCGUUUAUUUGGAAAUAUAGACGUACUUGGAGGAUAACACAACCGGAUAAACAGAAAUCGGAAACUACCCUUGAAAAGGAAGGAUCCUUCACUGUUAAUCGAAUAAAUAGUUCAGGUUUCAAUGAAACGACAAGACGAUAAUCUCAAAUGAGGUGGCAACGAAAAAGUGGAAGUGUGAUAUAAUGGGACACUCCUGUGCGCUACGAUACGAAGUCGCUGUAGAUAAAUUCGCGAGGAAAGAGCAGUGUAUGCAUAAGCGCAAGCCGACGAGACAGCAGCAGCAUUAUCGUGCAGGACAAGUGUCCGGUGAGUUUCGAGGACGAUGACAGCUCUGUGCAUCGUCUGGGUAAUGCUGUCAACGCUUGCUACAAUACUCGGCUGUACUGGAUUCUAUAUGCCUUAUUGGAUUCAGGGGAAACUCCUCGGCAAAGUGGAUGCUUACUUCAGCUCAUUUCGUCGUUGUAAUUAUCCGAGGUUCCGACCGUCUUACAACACCCCUGAGAUAGUUUACGAGUGCGCUAGGUACUCAAGUUUCUGGGACAUACCGAGCCCAUGGUGGCAGGCCAGCACAGUGACGUUGACGUUCGGUUUGGCUGUCGCGGUCAUCGGCACUCUCACCCUUCUCGCUGCGGCUGUCUCUUUUCUGCCUCACGUUCUCAAAGCACCCAGGCACAUACGUCUGCUCGGAUCUCUCCAGCUUGUCGCUGCUACAAUGAUUUGCAGCGGUCUAGUAAUGUACCCGAUUGGUUUCGACAAUCGUGAAAUACGUGAUUCCUGCGGCAAAAGGGCCGGCGUCUACAGUUUAGGAAAAUGCUCAGUGUCGUGGUCUAGUUAUUUAUUGGUUGGUUCCGUGGCGUUACUUUUACUCUGUUUCGGACUGAGCUUAUGCGCAGCACGACACAAGAUGAACCAAGAGAAAUCAUUGCAUAUUUGACGCUCGAAGAAGUCUAUCGACGGUUACUCAUCGACACGCAAAUGCAAGAAGUAUAACAAUCAACAGGAAGCUUCGACGACGACGAAGCUGUCAAUCGUUACCGUUUGUUGAUUGCAAAAGACUUGUUGUCUCAGUGUUGUUCUUCACUUUAUAAGAACUUGUUAUCUUCGCAAACUUGAGUGAGUGAAUAAUGAAUCAUGGACGACAUUUUUUAAAGUUCAGUUGGUAAUGGUAAUUCGUUAGAUUGAUGCCACCUAAGAAUUACAAUUAUUUGAACAGUAGGCACUUGCAUACAUUUAUAAAGUUCGGAUAACUACAUUCCAACAUUAGCAGUGUAAAUGACUCAUGAAAAUAUUACAAUUUCAAUUAUUAUUUUCAACAAUGACAUUAAAAACACUGCCAAUAUAAAUAUAGUUUAUAUUAUCAUGUUAAUGAUUCGAAUUUUUAUUGCGAUAUGUAAAAGUGAAUGUUUUAUGAAAUUGUCGUAUCGAAAGAUGUUUUAUUUGAUCAAAUUAAAAAAAUUUUGAAUACCAAUAAGAAAAUUGGUUUUUUCAUAAGUUAGCAAAGAGAAAACUUAAUAGUUGCUCGUAAUAUUUCUCACGAAUCGCGCGAGAAUCUAUAAUAAAAAAAAUGAAUAAUGCAUUAGGUUCCGCCA